AGCGGCUAUUUAAAGGUCCGCGCCGGCACCGCCACCGCAUGGUCCUUGAGCGGAGACUUGGCUAAGGUAGCGGUCAUGGCUAAGCACAUCACUCUGUACACUGGCGCCAAAAUGCCCAUCUUGGGGCUGGGCACCUGGAAGUCCCCCCCAGGCAAAGUGGCGGAGGCGGUGAAGGCGGCCAUCGACGUCGGGUACCGCCACAUUGACUGUGCCCACGUCUACCAGAACGAGAACGAGGUGGGCGGGGCCAUCCAGGAGAAGAUCCAACAGAAGGUGGUCAAGCGGGAGGACCUCUUCAUCGUCAGCAAGCUGUGGUGCACGUACCAUGAGAAGAACCUGGUGAGAGGCGCCUGCCAGAAGACGCUGAGUGACCUCAAGCUGGACUACCUGGACCUCUACCUGAUCCACUGGCCCACUGGCUUCAAGCCCGCCAAGGAGUUUUUCCCGCUCGAUGGGGACGGCAAAGUGAUUCCCUGUGAGACGGACUUCGUGGAGACGUGGACGGCCAUGGAGGAGCUGGUGGACGAAGGGCUGGUGAAAGCCAUCGGCAUCUCCAACUUCAACCACCUGCAAAUCGAGAAGAUCCUAAACAAGCCUGGGCUGAAGUACAAGCCGGCGGUGAACCAGAUCGAGUGCCACCCCUACCUCACCCAGGAGAAGCUGAUCCAGUACUGCCAGUCCAAAGGCAUCGCCGUGACGGCCUACAGCCCCCUUGGCUCGCCCGACAGGCCCUGGGCCAAGCCCGAGGACCCCUCCCUACUGGAGGACCCCAGGAUCAAAGAGAUCGCCACCAGGCACAAGAAAACCACGGCCCAGGUGCUCAUCCGCUUCCCGAUGCAGAGGAACCUGAUCGUCAUCCCCAAGUCCGUGACGCCUGAACGCAUCGCUGAGAACUUCAAGGUGUUCGACUUCGAGCUGAGCCCCGAAGAGGUGAACACGUUGCUGAGCUUCAACCGCAACUGGAGGGUCUGCGCCCUGAUGAGCUGCACCUCGCACCGGAAUUACCCCUUCACCAUCGAGUUCUGAAGCCGCAGUGCCCGCCCCUUGCCUGGUGGCCAACUGCCUCUCCUCCUGCCCCGUACCUCCCCCGACCCCCCCUCCCCACAUCAAGGCCAUGUGGCCGGGGGUCCAUCUAUGCUACUCGGGCCCCCUGUGCCCUGCCCCGCCCCCCACACACACACUCCUGGGGACAGAGGACAGGGUCUGUGGGUUCGAAGCCUGCUUCCUGUCUGGCUGAGGAAUUCACCGGGAAACUUUCCUGGUUUCAAUCUAGAAAGUGAAGAGUGGCGUUAGAGCCAGCAGCCACUGCUGCUUUGGGGAUGGCAGGCCUUCAGGCAGGCCCCCCACACCCACCCAGGCCCCACCCAUCCUCCCUCCCCUCCCCCUUCAAUA
Molecule: messenger RNA, 1392 nt
Organism: Sorex fumeus (smoky shrew)
Lineage: Eukaryota; Metazoa; Chordata; Mammalia; Eulipotyphla; Soricidae
Product: aldo-keto reductase family 1 member B1
Exons: 10
Coding region: 76-1026 (316 amino acids)
Cellular component (GO): cytosol
Molecular function (GO): aldose reductase (NADPH) activity
Source: RefSeq, a predicted model, not a curated record